UGUUAUUGGUUAACCAUAGUUUAUGUUUCCCCACUCUUCCAAGUUCCAAAGGGACCAACCAACCAGCACAACAACAACAAAUAAGUAAUGAAUAUCAUAAAACCAUCACCAAAUCAACGCAACCAUUGAAUGCCGUUCAAGUUUUGAGUUACUCUUAGUAUUAAAUGCAGCAACUAAGACCCUCACCCACCCUUCAAAAAUCCCAAAAUUAUUCUCAACAAUAGCCUCUCCCAAAUGGAAUAUUCCCCUUUUCAUCCUUCAAAUCAUCAUCAUUUCCAUGUCUUCCUCAAACCCUUACCCUCCUCCUCCUCCUCCUCCUCCACCACCACCACCACCACCACCGUCACUUCCUUAUCUCUCCAACCUCGGCUUCGGUUACUCCAUCGCCAUAGCUCUCGGCUUCCUCUUCCUUCUCUCAACUCUCAUACUCUCUUCCUACCUCUGCUGCCGCACUUUCCGUAACCGUCAUAACCGUCGUAACAACAACAACAAUAACAACAGCAACAACCAACGAAACUCAGACGGUAUCGUUCUACCGCGGGUGAUUUUUGUUGCGGAGGAUGACGAUGAUCGAGACGACGUCGUUUCGGGUUUGGACCAGAGCGUUAUCAAUUCUUACCCGAGGCUGCAGUAUGGGAAGGAGAUGAUGGGACGUGAUAGUACUUGCUCGAUCUGUUUGUGUGAGUAUAAGGAUUCCGAGAUGUUGAGGAUGAUGCCGGAAUGUCGACACUAUUUUCAUAUUUGUUGCCUUGAUUCGUGGUUGAAGCUUAAUGGCUCUUGUCCGGUGUGUCGGAAUUCGCCUAUGCCGACGCCGCUGUCGACGCCGUUGCAGGAGGUUGUUCCGCUUUCUCAUUACAUUGGUGAAAGGAGAACAAGGAGGUGAUUUUUUUAAUUUUUAAUUUUUUUUAUUUGGUUGAUUGGAGAGGGUGGGAUGUGAUGUAGAAAUUGUAUGUAAUGAGUUUGAAAAUGUUGGUUUGGAAUUUGGAUUGAAGUUGCUGAAAAUUGUGAGAAUGAUGAGAUUUAUGGUUUUGUUUUGGUUAUAAAAGAUUUAUGUUAUUGAUAGGUGUUUAA
Molecule: messenger RNA, 1071 nt
Organism: Lathyrus oleraceus (garden pea)
Lineage: Eukaryota; Viridiplantae; Streptophyta; Magnoliopsida; Fabales; Fabaceae
Product: RING-H2 finger protein ATL67
Exons: 1
Coding region: 278-883 (201 amino acids)
Biological process (GO): protein ubiquitination
Molecular function (GO): transferase activity
Source: RefSeq, a predicted model, not a curated record